Molecule: messenger RNA, 2235 nt
Organism: Lutzomyia longipalpis
Lineage: Eukaryota; Metazoa; Arthropoda; Insecta; Diptera; Psychodidae
Gene: rumpel
Product: sodium-coupled monocarboxylate transporter 1
Exons: 6
Coding region: 244-2097 (617 amino acids)
Biological process (GO): sodium ion transport; transmembrane transport
Cellular component (GO): membrane
Molecular function (GO): symporter activity
Source: RefSeq, a predicted model, not a curated record
GUUGCCUCGCAUCGAUCGUCGUGGUUGAGCAAAAAAAAAAAAGACUUGCACACAGCAUAAGUUUUGCAAAAUUUGUUAAGCAAAGGUGCUUUAGGAGAUAUGAAUCAAUCUGUGAAUAGUCCCUCUGUGAAGAAUCCUUCUGUGUUACAUUAACCAUUCCUUAAAUCAGAAAAUCUGUGGUAGAACAAAGACUUUAAGAAAAAUAUAAAAUCUCAGGUGAAAAGUUCCUUAAAAAAAUUCAAAAUGCAACUGAAAGGAGUUGUGGGCGUUGAUGACGUCAAAAUAAGUCUUCAACGAUUCGGUUGGCCAGACUAUUUGGUUUUUGGUUGCAUGCUAAUCAGUUGCUCCCUCAUAGGGGUAUACUUUGGCUUUAUAAAGAAGAAACCGAAAAAGAGUAGUGAAGAGGCGGACAACUACCUCGUUGGUGGUCGCAAAAUGCGAAUAUUUCCCAUUGCAAUGUCUCUCAUUGCAACCUACAUAUCUGGGAUAAGUCUCCUGGGAACGCCAACGGAAAUUUACGUCUUUGGAGUUCAAUACAUGUACAUUCUGAUUGGGGUGAUUGCUGUUGCGCUAAUUAUGACCUUUAUCUUCCUCCCUGUCUUUCAUGAUCUGAAACUCACAUCCACCUAUGAGUACCUAGAGAUGCGUUUUGAUAAAAGAGUUAGAAUGCUUGGUUCAGUAAUGUUCAUCUUUGGUACAAUGGCAUGGCUCCCAAUUGUUAUCUAUGUGCCCGCGUUAGCUUUCAAUCAAGUUACGGGAAUCAAUGUUCACCUAAUUACUCCACUUGUGUGCAUUGUGUGUAUCUUCUAUACAUGCGUUGGUGGACUGAAAGCCGUUGUAUGGACGGAUGUGGUACAAACAUUCUUAAUGUUUGGCGCCAUUAUUCUCGUCAUGAUAAAAGGAACGAAAGAUAUUGGUGGAAUGGGCGUACUCUGGGACAGAGCUAUGGAUAGUGGGAGGAUUGAAGGACCAGAUUUUGACUUAGAUCCUCGAACGAGAAAUACCAUCUUUUCCGUUGUCAUCGGUGGUAUGGCGUACUGGCUAAAGAGCAAUGCCAUAAGUCAGAAUAUGAUUCAGAGAUAUCUAUCCUUGCCAACACUUUCAGCAGCUAGAAAAUCCCUCUGGAUUUUCACAAUAGGUGUAUCUGUGUUAAUCCUUAUGUGCUGUUACUGUGGACUUCUGAUCUAUGCUACAUACUACGACUGUGAUCCGUUAACAACGAAACUAGCUAAAGCAAAGGAUCAACUACUACCACUCCUAGUUAUGGAUAUUCUAGGAGAUUACCCCGGACUUCCUGGACUCUUUGUAGCCGGGGUAUUUAGUGCAGCUCUGAGUUCUCUCUCAACCGGUUUGAAUUCCUUAUCUGCUGUCUUCCUUGAAGACUUCUUCCGUGCCUUCUCAAAGGAGCAACUCUCCGAAAAGAAGACAGCCUACAUUAUGAGAGGUGUUGUCGUUAUUCUAGGCACUAUUUGUGUAUGCCUUGUAUUUGUAGUUGAAAGACUUGGGACAGUUCUGCAGCUCUCAAUGAGUCUAGGAUCUGUAACCAAUGGCCCAUUGCUCGGGGUGUUUACAAUGGGUGUUAUGGUGCCAUGGGUUGAAGGAACAGGAGCUGUUGUAGGAGCUGUUACAGGACUUAUUAUAAUGGCGUGGAUCGUGUUUAAUGCACAAGUUGCCAUUGCUUCUGGGGAUAUAAAGUUUCCGGCAAAACCCGUAGCUACAAAUGGAUGCACGUAUACUUUUAUCCCAGGAGAACCCCUCAGUAUGCUGGCGAUUAAUGUAACAGAAAUUGAUGUUGCAUCCUCAAUACCUCCAGAAGACGAUAGCUUCUCAAUCUAUCACAUCUCCUACCUCUGGUACGUCCUUCUUGGAUGUAUAAUAACCAUCUGCGUGGCUCUGGUGGUAUCAUUUAUCAACGGAGCUAAUAAACCAUCACAAGUGAAACCAAAUAUGCUUGCUCCUUUUGUAAGGAGAAUCAUCUGGAAGAAGUCUCAUGAAUCGGAUUCACCUCAGAGUAUCGGAAAGUCCGAUGAAAUGAUUCUUUCCAACAAGGAUUCUACCACUAAAGUUGAAUCAAUUAAUGUAAGAACACCUGCAUGAGCUUUUUUGUUUAAGAUCUUCCUCCUUAAAUGUAUUUCCUUUAAGCAUUUAUUAAAAUUCUUUCCAAAAAAAUACACAAAAAAGAAUUCUUUGCAAAAAUUCCUCUCUCAGACAAAAAUGACUGAAGAUGACAAUCAA